AUGGACAUGUCAAGCAUGGAUAUGGGCGGUAUGUCCACGGGUGCGGGCAUACCGACCUUUUUCCAGUUCCAGCAGUACUACUGGGCCGUCGUUGGGACUGUCAUUGCUAUUGCGACUGUAGCCAAUAUAUUCAAUCUGUUUCUCGCAAAGCAGCGUCUAUUCGAUAAAUCAAUCACACCAGCGCAGCCAAAAUCAAUACUUUUUAAAACAUAUGCAACCAUCACAGCAACUACCAGAGAAGUCGCCAAUGCGGCACUGCAACCCAUCAAACUGGGUGGCUAUACCCUACACCUUGCGCCCAUCGGACCCGUGUCGCUGAUGUUGGCUAACCUGUUGACCAUAUUGACCAUGAUGUUUUAUGGCUUCGAUACUGUCAACUGGGUGAACUGGGAGAACAUCGGCUACCGAGGUGGCUUCAUGACCAUCUGCCAACUACCCUUGGUUAUCCUGCUGGCCGGGAAACAGAACAUCAUUGGGCUAUUCACCGGGAGCAGCCAUGAACAACUUAAUUGGUACCAUCGCUGGGUGUCGCGGACAUUGUGGUUGUCGGCCACAAUUCAUAUGGCCUUCUGGUUCCGAGACUACGGGAAAUUUCAUUACAUUGUGACUAUGAUCAAGACCGAUUACUACACCAAGCAUGGCUUUGCGGCAUGGAUCAUUUUGACUUUUAUUUUCCUCACUUCGUUCGCGCCAGUCCGUCGCUGGAACUACGAGUUUUUCGUCAUUCAACACAUUGUCACCAUGGCCGGUUUCCUUGCCGCGGCGUAUCUGCAUGCUCCGGACGAAGUCAAGUUUUGGAUCUGGAUUCCGAUCGGCUUUGUAUGUUUCGAUAGAUUCGCAAGGAUUCUCGUUCUGGCCUUUGCCAAUUUGUCCAUUAUCCAUUUUUGGUCAAAGAAGCCACGACCGUUUUUUGCCAACCAGGCUACCUUCACACCUCUGCCCGGGAACGUUACACGCAUUACCAUCCAGGAUCCGCUUAUCAACUGGAAACCCGGACAGCAUGCUUUUUUGAGUUGCCACUCGGUGGUACCUCUGCAAAGUCACCCUUUCACAAUCAUGUCACUGCCAUCUGAUAAUAAAGUCGAAUUUCUCGUGCGUGCGGAGAAAGGUGGUACCCGACGGUUCUUCCGGUUUGCCACAAAGCGUAGCGCAUUACUUGGCGAAACGCAAUCGUCAGAUAACAGCAAACGAACAGUAUUUAUAGAAGGACCGUAUGGAUCUCUACGGCCAUUACGUCAAUUCGACAGCGUCAUCCUCCUUGCCGGCGGAAUGGGCUGUACCUACACCCUACCGCUGAUGCGUGAUAUUGUACAUGCAUGGAAACAAGAACCUCAAAGAAGUAUGCGGUUAGCCGCAACGAAACGAAUCCGCUUUGUCUGGGUGAUCAAGUCACGCAGCCAAUUGAGCUGGGUGGAACCAGAGUUGCAAUCUGUGCUGCAAGACUUGCAGAACCUCAGGCAGCAACAUCCGCAUAUUGAUAAAGAGAUAGAGAUGAGUAUAUACUUGACAUGCGAUGAAGCGCUGGAAAAAUCUACGCGCCCAACCACCACAGUGACAGCGCAACGCAGUUUUACAGAGAUUGCAAGAACCGAAGACGUUGACGAAAAGAAGACCUUCGAAACAGAGAAUGUCGUCGUGAGAUCCGUCUCGUCAACAUCCGAGUCAUCGGGCAUCAACGAGCGAUCAGGCUGCGGUGUUACGAGGAAAUGCUGCUGCACGACCACCAUCGAAAACGAAGAUGAUAUCUCAUUCGUACAGAAAUGCAACUGUUCUGGUGCAGCAGGAAAGGAACCACCGUCGAUACCGUCGUCUCCCUCAACUACCUCUCUAGUAGAUAUGAAAGGAUUCAAGACCAUGACCGGUCGACCUCAUCCGCGAUCUAUUAUACAUCAUGUCCUAGAGCAGGCUGAGGGAGAGAGCGCGGUCGUUGUAUGUGGACCGCGAGGACUUGCUGCUGAUGUGCGACAAAGCGUUGUUUCGUUGAGUGAUGAGCGAGCCGUGCAUAAGGGUACGGGCGCGCAGGGUAUAUACCUUCAUGUUGAGAAUUUUGGGUGGUAG
Talaromyces amestolkiae is the source of this 2058-nucleotide messenger RNA. RefSeq lists its product as uncharacterized. Gene Ontology annotation, cellular component: plasma membrane. Gene Ontology annotation, biological process: copper ion import; intracellular iron ion homeostasis; iron ion transport. NCBI's taxonomy places the organism in Eukaryota, Fungi, Ascomycota, Eurotiomycetes, Eurotiales, Trichocomaceae. The record is from RefSeq and is a predicted model, not a curated record. The transcript is spliced from 2 exons. Bases 1 to 2058 code for a protein of 685 amino acids. Gene Ontology annotation, molecular function: ferric-chelate reductase activity.